AUGGAGGCGGGGGGAUGCCGCUACCAGUUUCGGAUCGCGCUGCUGGGGGACGCGGCCGUGGGCAAGACGUCGCUGCUGCGGCGCUACGUGGCGGGCGCGCCCGGGAUCCCGGAACCCGAGCCGGAGCUCGAGUCGGUGCCUACGGUGGGCGUCGAGUUCUACAGCCGCACUCUGCAGCUGCGGGCCGGGCCUCGCGUGAAGCUGCAGCUCUGGGACACGGCGGGCCAAGAGCGCUUCAGGUGCAUCACCAGGUCCUUUUACCGGAAUGUGGUGGGUGUCCUGCUGGUCUUUGAUGUGACAAACAGGAAGUCCUUUGAACACAUCCGAGACUGGCACCAGGAGGUCACGGCCACUCAGGGCCCCGACAAGGCGAUCUUCCUGCUGGUUGGCCACAAGAGUGACCUGCAGAGCACCCGUUGUGUCUCGGCCCAGGAGGCAGAGGAGCUGGCUGCUUCCCUGGGCAUGGCCUUCAUGGAGACCUCCGCCAAAAAUAACUGCAACGUGGACCUGGCCUUCAACACCCUCACUGAUGCCAUCCAGCAGGCCCUGCAGCAGGGGGACAUCAAACUGGAGGAGGACUGGGGGGGUGUCCGGCUCAUCCAGAACACCCAAAUCCCCAGGCCCCCCAGCAGCACACAGCACCCGGGCCCAUGCAAGUGUUGACUCUGGGAGGGAAAGGGUUAAAGCAGUGUGGACCUCGUAAGUGCUGGUGAGAUGGGGAGUGUUAGUAUCUCUCUGGAGGGCAUAUGGCAGAAUCUAUCCUGAGGGUUAAUAUAAACAGUAUCCUGGUACAGUCUUGUCUCCUGGAUUUGGGGGUCUCAAGAGCUCAGCCCCUUUCUACUAGAAAGAUCUAAGAGCCCAGGUGUGCAGCUUCCUGUCCUUGAACCUGUUUCCUCCACGGUCAGAGGAACUCAGAAGACCCCGCCUCACAUGGGGUUGUGGGCACGCAUGAGAUAAGGAAUGGGCUACGCUCAGCCAGAGCCUCCCACACAAUGAGAAUCGAAUGGCAAGCAGCUGUCAUCACAGCUCUUUCCUCCCUUGGCCGGGAUGUGGCCAUUUCUGGCAGCAUCCCUGGGCUCGGAUGCUGAACCACUCAGCGUUUGGACGCUGCUGCACAGGCAAGGACAAGCGCGGGGAAUUUCAGGCUGAGCCAGCCUUGGAGCCUCCUUAGGUCCUCAGGUUUGGAUGAGAAAGUGUGCCCUCAAACCCAGGUUGCUGCCCAGUGCCCCUACUCCAAGGCCAGGGACUGGAUCUGGAUCUGAGAGGCAGGAAUGAAUAUGAACAGCUCAUCUGCUGGGCACACGGCGGACACUGUGAUUAGCCACCAAGAUCUCCCCUCAGGGCUGUAGAACCCAUAGCCUCCUCCCCACUGCACCUCCCAGCCGCUGGGAGUGCUGCCUGGUGGUAGAGCGCAGUUUAAUCUCUCUGGGAAGUGCCCACCCAUCCGGGGCAGCCCACAAUCCAGUGUCAAUCUGUUGGGUCUAUUGGGGGGCAGGGGCACUGUUCAAAGGCCUGGCCCUCUUGUCUCAACUCUAGACAACUCUGAAGGAAAAACCCAGCUU
Kogia breviceps (pygmy sperm whale) is the source of this 1562-nucleotide messenger RNA. It is a transcript of the gene RAB42, whose product is annotated as RAB42, member RAS oncogene family. Gene Ontology annotation, molecular function: GTP binding; GTPase activity. Gene Ontology annotation, biological process: vesicle-mediated transport. Gene Ontology annotation, cellular component: Golgi apparatus. Lineage: Eukaryota; Metazoa; Chordata; Mammalia; Artiodactyla; Physeteridae. The record is from RefSeq and is a predicted model, not a curated record.